This is a messenger RNA of Gryllus bimaculatus (two-spotted cricket), 2105 nucleotides long. The record is from the annotation of a GenBank genome assembly. NCBI's taxonomy places the organism in Eukaryota, Metazoa, Arthropoda, Insecta, Orthoptera, Gryllidae.
CUUGCAAUCUGAAUAUCGAGUUGCGCAUGCACGCGCAAGGUGCUGGUGGGUGGUGGAGCUGUGGCUGUGGGAGCCGAGUUGGUCCUAAUGAUCCUCUCGUGAGAAUUGGGUGCCCUGAUUUUGUGCCUGUGAUAUAUUUAUUUUCACAUUUGGAAAAUCCGUGUUAUGCUGUGUUUGCACCCAAGUUCAGUGAAUAAUUUUAAACCUUCGUGAUACCACGAUUACCUCUUAAAAAUGAAGGCCGGUCUCAACGCUUACGUGGAUAUGUUGCACGAGAAGAUAAACGAAGAUAUUUAAGUUGUAUAAUAAUAGUAUUUCGGUUGUGAUUAUGAUUAAUACAUGUCAUUUUAAUAAUAGCCUACAAUAUGCUACGUGUUUUGUAUCGUAUUAUUUGGACUUUCAUUUACCUUCUUUGCUCUUUUGUGGAUUUUGUGAAAAGUAUGACAGUGUCAUUACAUAAAAAAUACACAAAUUAUUAUAAAACUUUACGUUUGGAAGAUGAAUUAAAAUUGAUUACACAGGCAGUUAAACAUAUGGAUAAAACACCAUCACACAUAGUUUUUGUGAUUGGAAAUGAAAAUAUAUCCUUCAGAGAUUUAGGGAAUGUUAUUGUAUGGUGUAUUGCAGCGGGUGUAUCAUUCAUCAGUUUCUAUGAUUUCGAAGGUGAAUUAAAGAAAGAAGAGGCUCAUUUUCGUAGCAUUGUUUCAGAAGUACAUAAAAAGUAUUCUGGAUACAUAGUAUGGGGAAAUAAAUAUCCUGCAAAUGGCGUUCAAAAUAUUAAUGGGACAAAAAAUGGGAUGGAUUUUCUCCGAAAAGUAAAAGUCAAAAUGUUUUCUUUGACUGAUGGAAAGGAAAAUAUUGUAAAAGUGACUCAUGAAUUGUGCAAGUCUGUGAAAGAAAAUAUAUUGAAUGUGUCAGAUAUUAAUCAAGAUGUUAUAGACAGAAUGAUAGGAGUUCAUUCUGGUGUACCUGACCCAGAUCUAGCUGUGUUAUGCGGUUCCUUAUGCUGUACAUAUGGCCUUUUGCCCUGGCAAAUAAGAGUUACAGAGUUUGUGCAGGUUCAUUCACAUCACAAUUUGUCUUUUGAAGACUUCCUUAGUGUUCUGUAUAAAUAUAAUAAAUGCGAGCAAAGAUUUGGGAAAUGAUAGUUUGUAUAAAAAGUGUGUAGGGUUUUGGGGAUACAAAUUUCAAUAGAUUCAUUUAUAUGCAUUUAUUGGCAAAAGGAAAGCUCAGAGUUAAACAUUUUUGUUCAAUAGUGAAUUUGAGAAUUGUAAUUGUGUCUUAUAAUUGCAGCAUGUUUGUGAACACUUGCAUUAAUUGAUAACUUCUAAACUCCCCCAUUGUACAGAUGUUUUGUAAAUGAAUAAUGGUUAUCAUAGCAUCUUUAGAUGUGUACUUCAAAAAUAUUGUGGAAAUGGCAUUUAUUCUUCUAGUGCAGCAAGAGUUUGUGUACAUACUAGUAUUCCUGAUAUCUUGCCUAAGAAUCAAUUUGUUAUUCAUACAUUCCUUUUGUGAGAGACUGAACGAGUACUUCUGAGUUCAAGUAGAAAAGUGUGUACGAGACUUCAUUGACUUUAUGAAUGGAAAAACUGACCAACAUUUGAAGGUUAUGUAAAUACUUGUUCAGCUUAGUAAUUUGCAACUCAGUGUACCUAAUUGGAAUGAGAAAUGAUUUUGGAUAUCUAUGGAAUUUACCUCGGUUUGUUGAUACAUUUUGUUGGAAAUUAAAUUUUUUAAAAGAUGUUUUUAUCUUCAUUUUUUGUUCAUCUUUUCUCAUGUUGUCUAACAAGUGUUCCUGUACCUAUAACAAGAUAAAUAUUUUUAAUAAUCUCUAGUUUCUACCCCCAAAAAUAACACAUUCAUUUAAAAUAAACUUCGUUUUCAUGGUGUAGUCAAGAAAUAAAGCACAUAUUCUUUCAUUAGUACUUACAACAAGAUUCUAUAAUACACACCUUGCUGUUGCCGAGAGUUACUCAAAAACUGUGAUAGUGUGUUUUUUCAAGAGUUAUUUUAUGAUCUUUCUAUAUUUCAUUCAACAGGGUAUAUAACUGGAUAUUUGUAAUUUGGAAGUGUGGCUACUGCCCUAGAAAAGUACAUUACUUUGG